AUGGCGCGGCAAUGGGGGCCCACCAACCCUCGCCCGCCCAUACCGUUUUGGCCUCUCCGACCCAGCCCUGCGUCCGCAACCCCCGCCCGAGAUACCGAUCCCAACAAAGCUGCCGAUAGAAUCAGGUUGAGCCUCGUGUGGGACGCGACGACCCUGAAUGUAUGGCUAGAUCUCAAUGCGCACGGCGAGGCUUUCUACAAGGCCUUCCAACAGCAGGCUACAAAGCAGCGCAAGGACAUACUAGAUCGAGCAACGAUGACGAUAUUGUUGAAGAAAGACAAGAGUAUCCCCGACGAGGAGGCUUACGCACUUUCUCUGGACGAGGAUGACUUGGAAGCGGACUGGGAGACGACUCUGGAAUGGCUCGAUGCGAAUAGGAGAGAUAAGUCGCCGCAUAUUUGCGGGGUGGUGGAGAUGGACGAUGGGUGA
Messenger RNA from Alternaria conjuncta, 429 nucleotides. RefSeq lists its product as uncharacterized. The transcript is spliced from 2 exons. Bases 1 to 429 code for a protein of 142 amino acids. Lineage: Eukaryota; Fungi; Ascomycota; Dothideomycetes; Pleosporales; Pleosporaceae. The record is from RefSeq and is a predicted model, not a curated record.